AUGGGUGGUGGAAGUAGAAGAGGAAGAGGUAGAGGAAGAUCCAACAACAGCGGAAGCGGCAGUGGAAACCCUAAAAUCCGCAAAAGAGGUUCAGUUGCUAGAGAAGCACUUUUUGUUGAAGGUGGAUUCUUAUCCGAUUGGACUCCUUCCUCCUCCAACCGCAAUUCAGGUAGAAAUGCUAGUUCCAAUAACAAAUCUGGGACUCUACGUAGAGGAGAAGCCUCUGCUUCUGGAAAUGGAUUUUCAAAAUCUUUGGGGACUGCUAUUGGAUUCAAUUAUUCUUCACCUGAUGUUCAGGAGGUCUCGCGUGUUGGGAUUGGGAACAGCAAUGAAGAUAGUAAUUUAAAUCAGAUGCUCCAACCUUUUGUUUUGGUGGAUUCCCAGCAGAAUCAAAUUAUGGCUCAUGAAGACCAGACACCUCCUCCUUCAAAGCACAGCAGUGUGGAAUAUAGUUACAGUUAUGGCGAUUUUGUUUUGGGGGACAGCUCUCAUAGAGGAUUAGGUUUCCCUGCUGAACAUGGAAAGACCCCAAGUGGCAUUGGCACAUCAUCUGAACAGAUGCUACAGUCAACCCCAGUUUUAGAUUCAUCAUCCUUUGAAAAGAAUGUUGGUUCUGAUGAGGGUAUCAACUCCGAGUUAAACAAUCAGAUGGAAGAAGACUUGCCAUCAAAGGUGUCUUCUACGAGAAAUUCAGGGUUUCUGUCUAUUGGAGGUCUUAAGUUAUACACAGAGGACAUCUCAGAGGAUGAAAGCGAAGGAAAUGAUGUUGAAGCCUCAUCUGAUGAGGAUGACUCUACGUCUUCUGAGCCAGAAGAAGGACUUGGAUCAUCUGAAAGCAAUUAUUCUGAAGACACAUCUGACAGUGAUUCAGACAUUGAUGACGAUGUUGCAGAAGAUUAUUUGGAAGGAGUUGGUGGUAGUCAAAACAUCAUUGAUGCAAAAUGGUUGCUAGACCCUGUUUUGGAUGACUCAGAUGACGAUAGUUCUUCAAGCGGUAGCUAUGGUGAGGCUUUGGAGAAGUUGGGUGGCAUUUCACUUCAAGACGCCUCCAGGGAAUAUGGUAUGAAGAAUGACCAACCAUGGAGGAAACGAUCUGUAAAGAAGCAUGUUCCUUUUACCCUGGAUGACCUAAUGCAAGAAAAGGAUCCAAGAACCAUUUCUGCUAGAAAGAAGCAUGUUCCUCGAUUUCCUCAUUCUUGGCCUUCACAUGCUCAGAAGAGUAAAGCCUCCAAAAGAAUCCACGGUGAAAAAAAGAAACUCCGUAAAGAAAGGAUUGCUGUCAAGCGUAGAGAAAGAAUGCUACACCGCGGUGUUGAUCUCGAGAAAAUUAAUUCGAAACUAGAACAGAUUGUUUUGGGGAAAGUGGACAUGUUCUCUUUUCAGCCUAUGCAUUCUCGGGAUUGCUCACAGGUACAGCGUUUGGCUGGAGUUUAUCAGUUGCGGAGUAGCUGCCAAAAUUCUGGGAAAAGAAGUCUGAUUUAUGGUUUCAGAUUUGUGACCGUAAUGCAAACACAUUCUACAUCAAUGCCUUCUUCAAGUGGUAGACAGCGCCUGGAAAAGUUGUUAGGAGCUGAUGAUGAGGAAGCUGAUUUUUCUGUCACGGAUCCUAUGAACAAGAAGUCAGCGAGUGAUAGCAGAAGACUGAGAAAGAAAAAUGCUAAAAGGAAUGAUUUUAGACUGCUAGAACUUCAAUCUGGCCAGAGCAAGACACCAAAGAACUCAGCUAGCAGAGGCAGUAGUAAAGUCAUUGCUGUGGAUUCUGAAGAGACUGAGGAUGCAAAUAAGAAGGGUGCCACCAGCUCUGCUGAUAUAGGUUCUUUUGAGGUACACACUACUGGUUUUGGUUCAAAAAUGAUGGCUAAAAUGGGAUACACGGAAGGAGAAGGAUUGGGGAAAAAUAGUCAAGGUAUAGCACAGCCCAUUGAGGUUGUUAAAAGGCCCAAAUCACUUGGUUUGGGUGUGGAAUUCUCUAGCAACGUUGAUGAGCCAGCGCCAGCUAGGGACAAGUCUUUUGGUACUUCUGAAAAGCGUACCAAAAGCUCAGGAAUUGGUUCUUUUGAAAAGCAUACAAAAGGGUCUUCAAGUAUUGGUUCUUCUGGAAAACAUAGAAAAAUAUCUUCAACUUCAGGUAUUGGUUCUUUUGAAAAUCAUACAAAAGGAUCUUCAACUUCAGGUAUUGGUGCUUUUGAAAAGCAUACAACAGGGUUUGGAUCAAAGAUGAUGGCAAAGAUGGGGUUUGUCGAAGGUUCAGGAUUAGGUAGAGAAUCACAGGGCAUUACUGCUCCACUGGGUGCUGUUAGGUUACCAAAGUCCCGGGGACUCGGCGCCAAAGGUUAA
This is a messenger RNA of Vicia faba (fava bean), 2337 nucleotides long. The record is from the annotation of a GenBank genome assembly. Lineage: Eukaryota; Viridiplantae; Streptophyta; Magnoliopsida; Fabales; Fabaceae.